Molecule: messenger RNA, 1105 nt
Organism: Bombyx mori (domestic silkworm)
Lineage: Eukaryota; Metazoa; Arthropoda; Insecta; Lepidoptera; Bombycidae
Gene: Mtch
Product: mitochondrial carrier homolog
Source: RefSeq, marked provisional
GAUUGAGACUGUCAAAAUAUGGACGAAAUUGAGAAAGAAAGAAUAGCCGCGUUACCUUCACAAAUACUUGUUACAACAAUAUGCCAUCCCAUGGAAUACGCAAAAGUUUUAAUCCAGCUUGGGUACGAGCCUUUGGCUCCGCGCCGGUCCACGACCCUGUUUGGCCGCCCAGCCAUGAUAUUACCUAACGUUUUCCAGUAUAUAAAGUACAUAAAGGCUUCGGAUGGUUUCUUCGGUUGCUACAGGGGCUUAUCAGCAAGAAUGCUUGGUCUUAUCGCCGCAAGUCAACUCACAUCGAAGGUAAUAGUAGCCGUCGGUAUUGAUCUACCUGAAAUCAAUGAUCCUCCCAACAUCGUCACCGAUGAUGAACCCAAAGUUGAAGAUUACAUCAAACUAGGACGCAGAGACAUGAUCAUGCAAACGGUAGCAGUCGUUAUUGCUCACCCGUUCCAUGUUGUGUCAGUUCGAAUGAUGGCCUCAUUUAUUGGGAAAGAAGAACACUACAGCUCGCUGUUGGGCGCUAUAGUCUCUAUUUACAAGGACGACGGUAUCCUUGGAUUCUUGCAUGGCCUUAUUCCUAAGGUGUUAGGAGAUUUAACUUGUUUGGCUGUAACUGGAGUUCUGGCUUACUAUGUUAACAAAUAUUUUGUUAAGACUAAAGAUCUUAGAUAUUACACGAUUCCAUUGCUUACAUUUAUAACAAGCACAAUAACAUAUCCAAUGGUUGUGGUAUCUACCUGUAUGGCAGUAGCUGGUUCUAGUUUAAAGGCUGGCAACCCUCCGGCAAUGCCAAACUACCCUUCAUGGCAAGUAUGCUGGAGGGAUUUAAUGAGAAACAAACAACACAAACGUGGUUCCUCCCUUAUAUUUAGGUACUACAUAGCUCCGAUUUCAGCAUUUCAGUAAACAUUAAUAGUUACAUUAUGCAUUUACAUGUUGGCGUUUAUUUGCUAAGUCUUGUUCCAUGAUCACCAAAGUAGUUGAUGUAAUAGAGGUGUAUGUAAUGUAAAUAAUUUAGUAUAAAUGAUGUUCCACAUGAAUAAUUUUAUUGUUAUGCUAGAUUAUUGUAAAGUCUGGUUAUAAUAAAUAUAUUUUGAUUGUCAAA